AGUCUUAAUGGGUUGCCUCCAGCAAUGGUAGGCACAGCUCCCAAGAAGAUAGGAAAGAACCUGCAGAGAGAAAAUCAACACUUCCUCUACUGUGGAAUCAAAGCAAUGGAAUUGUCAGACAGUGACCGACCAGUUAGCUUCAGCUCAACGUCUUCCUCAGCAUCCUCCAGGGAUAGCCACUGUUCCUGUGGUAGCAGAACAACCUUGGUUUCCAACAGUCAUCUGGGUUUGUUCAAUGAGGAUAAGGAAGUGGGGGCCAUAAAGUUGGAGCUGCACCCAACCCAACAAUUUCCCAGCAAAGACCUAAGAAAAAAUAACCCCAUCAAGGAACAACUCUCUGAUGGAAAUCUUGGAAGAAAGACAAAUAUGCCACGAAAACCUGAAACAAAGGAAAACAACAAAAACUGUGUCAUGUCACUGAUUGUUGAGUCUACAAGUCCAAAACUCCUGUAUGUCGACAGAGUGGUCCAAGAAAUUCUAGAGACCGAAAGAACGUACGUGCAGGAUUUAAGAAGUAUUGUGAAAGAUUACCUUGAUUGUAUCACUGACCAAUCCAAGCUGUCUUUGGGUACAGAGGAGCGAUCGGCUUUGUUUGGAAACAUAAAAGAUAUCUAUCAUUUCAAUAGUGAACUUCUGCAAGAUUUGGAAAACUGUGAAAAUGAUCCUGUAGCUAUAGCGGAAUGUUUUGUUUCUAAGAGUGAAGAUUUCCACAUAUAUACACAGUAUUGUACCAAUUAUCCAAGGUCAGUGGCUGUACUCACCGAAUGCAUGAGGAACAAGUCCCUAGCCAAGUUUUUCAGAGAAAGACAAGAAGCUUUACAGCAUUCUCUUCCUUUGGGAUCCUAUCUUUUAAAGCCUGUUCAGAGAAUAUUGAAAUAUCAUUUACUUUUGCAUGAGAUAGAAAACCAUCUUGACAAGGACACUGAAGGUUAUGAUGUUGUGUUAGAUGCCAUAGAUACAAUGCAGAGAGUGGCAUGGCAUAUCAAUGAUAUGAAGAGGAAGCAUGAACAUGCCAUUAGAUUACAGGAAAUACAAAGCUUACUUACGAACUGGAAAGGCCCAGACCUUGCGAGCUAUGGAGAGCUGGUGCUAGAAGGAACCUUCCGUAUCCAGAGAGCCAAAAACGAGCGCACGUUGUUUCUCUUUGAUAAGCUGCUGCUUAUUACAAAGAAGAGAGAGGAGACGUUUACUUACAAAGCUCAUAUCUUGUGUGGAAAUCUUAUGCUGGUAGAAGUCAUACCGAAAGAACCUCUUAGUUUCAGCGUCUUCCAUUAUAAAAAUCCCAAGAUGCAGCAUACUGUUCAGGCAAAAUCACAGCAAGAUAAGCGCCUUUGGAUUCUUCAUUUGAAAAGAUUAAUUCUAGAAAACCAUCCUGCUAAAAUUCCAGCUAAGGCCAAGCAAGCAAUUCUUGAAAUGGAUGCAAUUUAUCACCCAGGGUUCCAUUACAGCCCAGAAGAAAUGAAAGCUUCAAGUAACUCAAAAGAGGGCAUGACUCCACAAAGGAUAAGAAGGAAAUCAGAACCUUCUUCCAGAGUUCAUAAAAUCACAAAAUCAAGUGAAAUGGACCCAAAUUUGCAAAAGCGGAUGAGUACUGAAGGAGCCCUGCUAUCUCAGGCUGAGUUGUUCCUCAAUCCCAGGAAGAAUCAUUCACUGAAUUGCCAACGGCUGGAUUCAAAUGAAGCAGCCUAUAGCAGUGGUCAGCAGAAUAAUAUCCUCACAGAUGUAACAGAUCAGACGGAUGCUGAUGAUGAAGAAGAGAAUGAACAAAACUCCCAAAAAUGUACAGAGGAAGCUCCUUCCCAGAUGAACACAAAGCUUUCAUUUUCCUGCAAUGGGGAUCGUCAGUUAUCUGAACAAUUUACUCCCCAAAACAACUCAUUUGUGGCAAAUAUUUUGGGGAGAACAGCUGCAGUGAGAAAUAUCUGGACAGACCAUCAGAUUCGGCAAGCAUUGUUCCCAAGUAGACGUCCUCUGCAAGACAAUAUAGAUGAUGAUGAUGAUGAUUACCAAAUGUUCAUGCCAUCAGACUCCACAUCCAAUUUAACUUCCAUUGCGUGUGAAGAAAGGAUCCCAUCAAACCGCCCUUGCAGCUGGCAUGUGGGACUAGUUCAUCAAAAUGAUAUUUCCAACCUGAAUUCUCAUAGAAUUAUGAGGCGGGCCAGCAGCGCUGGUGAAAGUAAAACUGGAGCAAGAUAUAGAAAGAAUUACCAUGAUCAAAGUGCCUCUUGGAAUGAAAUUAAAAACUCCAGAAGCGACAUGGACAAUCUUCAAGAAUGUCAGGAAUCUUCAGAAGAAUUGACUAUAGAUGAUAUAGAUCAUGUCUAUGACAAUAUAAGUUUCGAAGAUUUGAAGUUAAUGGGGCUGGUUCAGAGGGAAGAGUCCAUCCGUGCACCACAAGGGUCAGCUAAAGAUUCACUCUAUGAGACAUAUGACCAAGACUAUUCUUUCAAAAAAACUCAAGCAUCUCAAAACAGGACUUGUAUUCCUAGCAGAAAUGAAGCCGUUCACAGGAGAGAGGGUUCACCUGUAAGGUCAUAUGAGUUAAGGAUUAGUGAGGAGAAUAUCUAUGAUACCAUAGGCCUUCCAGAAGAAUCAGUGUCAAAUUUCAAAAGCGAUCACCUUAAAUGUUCCAAAAAGAGAAGUUUUCUGGGUAUGGAAACAGAUUUUGCAUGCUGUAACCAGCUCCGACAAUUUGUUUCUGAAGAAAGCCUCCAGUUCAGUGAAGAUGAAAAUCCCUAUCACUAUGUACCAUUAGAUCGUGGCUGCUUAAGUUUGGCGGAGAGUUCCUCAAAUUCUGAUUCACACUCUCACAAGUCUGUUGCAGAUAAAUUAUCAGAGGAAGUAGAUGAAAUCUGGAAUGACCUGGAGAAUUAUAUCAAGAAAAAUGAAGAAAAGGCACGAGAUCACGUCCUUGCGGCUUUUCCUGUCUGCGAAGAUGAGGUUGAUGAUCAAGUAUCUAGCAGAACAACAACUGGGCCAAAUAAAGAUAUAAAAUAUUCACUGACUAUGCUCCCACUACCGGAAAAAAGUGCUUUGUCAAAAACUUUGCCAAACAAGGUAGCCAGGUUAAGUGAAGCCAACAUUAAGUUUGAAGAGGCAGCAUCAUAUAAAGCAAAUUCACUAAUAGAUCUCAACAGAUCUUCCCUCUCAAAUGACAGAGGUUUUGCUGAUAGCCUUUAUGAAUCUCCCAAUAAUAUAUUUUGCACAGUAAAUACAAUAAAUAGUAAUGGUGAACUGGAUUCUGUGGAUAAAACAAAGAAUCGUGUUUUUAUGAUGGCAAGACAAUACAGUCAAAAAAUCAAGAAAGCAAAUCAGUUUUUGAAAGUAAAAAGUGCAGAGCAAGAGCAAUUUCUGAGUCGGCAACAGAAAUCCAAGCACAAGGACUUAGCAGCCAUUUUAGAAGAGAAGAAACAAGGUGGACCUGCCAUUGGUGCAAGAAUUGCUGAAUAUUCUCAACUAUAUGAUCAAAUUGUAUUCCGGGAAACUUCACCCAAAACACAGAAGAUUACUUCUCAAGAAACAAACAUAAGAUAUUCUUCACCUGUGUCCUCAUCUCACUUAGCUGCAGAAUGUUUAAAAGCUGAAAAUUGGCUUUUGCACUCAACAUAUAGUAAUGGAGAACUCUCUGAUUUUUCUCCUUGGCCAGAAACUCCUCACCUGAAGACAAAAAGCUCCCUUAUAGAAAUGGCGCCACCGCCAAAUGUGAGACCUGUAACCUGCUCAGUGCCUUCCUUUCAGACUCCUCUUUGUCCACACAUUCCUGCACAAAGGUGGAGUGCUAUUAUAAAUCAGCCCAAUAAAGAGAACUUGUAUCACAGCCACCUUUAUCAUUCUUUAGGGAGGACAGAGAGCAGUACAAAGCCACAGGAAUAUAGCAGAUCUCACUCCUCUUGCUCCAUUGUGCUUAACAAGUCUGAAGAAUUGAUAAAUUAUCCACCUGAAAUGAGGAAAAAGCAUUUGCAUUCCAACAAAAAAAUUCUGACUGAUCACUGUCAAGAAUCAGUAUCUGUUGCCACCCCUGGCCAUCUGAUAUCCGAUGGGACAAAGCAGACCUCAGAAAAUGUCUCCGAUGUUAUUCUACAAGAUUCUCAGAAAAUUCUGAGAGUUAAAAGGAACCUGCCUUCAAAUGCACACAUAGCAACCCACAAUUAUUUUAGUAAUUUCAAAGAUAAUGACAACGGAGAAGGAGAUGACGACGACUAUGUUGAAAUUAAAUCUGAAGAUGAGGGAUCCGACAUAGAGACUUUCUGUAACCAAACAAAGGACUUGUAUCCCAAAGCGCAUCCGCACUCUACUCCUUCAGAAACUCACAGUGGCAAAUUGCUGGAUCCUUCUAAGCUAUCAGAUUCUUUCUUGACAACAUGCGGCGAUUCGGACAAAUUGAACGAUUACUUAUGGAGUGUGCCAUCUAGUAAUCAGCCCAAUAUUGUCCAAUCCCUUAGGGAAAAAUUUCAGUGUCUCAGUUCAAGUAGUUUUGUUUAAUAUUGCCUUUCCCCCGAUUCUAUUGUUCAGCCUUAAUGUGAUACAGUAUGACCACCAGUUCUUGUAAGUCAGAUUGGUGUGUGUAUAUAUAUAUAUAUACACACACACCCACACACCUAUAUAUUUGUAAUUAUCAUUAUAGGAACAAUAUCUUGUAUGUAGUAUCUAUCAGAGCUGUCCACGUACACAAGAAUUUCAUAGAAAGAGAAACAAGAACAGUGGGAGAUCUUUAGUGGUUAAACUUUUAUGUAUUCGUAAUUUAUUUGCUUAAACACAGAAGAAUGAACUGCUUUGACUCAACUGAAAUGUACUGUGUUCUAUGUAUGUACUAGUUACGUUUCCACACAGUUCUAAUUAAGUAAAACUGCAAAUGGUACAGACCAAAUGGGUCUUUGGGAUCAAGCAAGAACAUUUUUCAGGAAUUCUAGUUUAGAAAAUCCCUUUUUCCCCAAUGCACUAAAUACAUUAUUUCUAUCCCACGUCCAAGCAAUCAUGUUUCCAACUCACAAAUUUGAUACCCACAAAUCAACAGCAGCCUAGGACCCACCUGCAAAGUCUUCAUACUAGCUUUGGCAUCAAUUUGAAGGAGUCUGGGCACAAGUUCCAAUCUCUGGCAUCCAGUCAGAGGACAUGUAUGCCCUUAUCAGUCUUAACAUCAAUGAUGCAAGUGGGUCUAGAGACAAAUUUAAAAUUAGACCAACCAACUAAAUAGCUUCUUCAGGUUGGAAUAGGUUUUUGUUUCCUGCUCAUUAUGCUAUACAUACCCGUUUUGUACAACGGCUUGGUGUGGCAAACCUUGGGGGGGGGGGGGAGUGAACACAUGAUCUAUACCAGGGGUCUCCAACCUUGGCAACUUUAAGCCUGGUGGACUUCAACUCCAAGAAUUAAUGGAGUUGAAGUCCGCCAGGCUUAAAGUUGUCUAGGUUGGAGAUCCAUGAUCUAUACAAUCAAAUUUCACAUGGACAGUAAUCUUAAGUAUCAACUGCAGUACAUUUUACUGAGCAGGAUUUGCCAUCAUUCCACUAAAAAGCAUAAUAGCAGUCAGAAUGACCUGGUGAUUUGGCAACACCAUCAAAUUAAUAAGUACAUAAUCCCUUCUGAUGCAAUAAGUACUGAAAGAGAUAUGGUCCCUGAAUUACUUUGAAAUGUGUCAUUCUGGUGUUUUUUCUUAGAAUGCUAGUUCUCUCUUAUUUUUCUUACUUCAGGAAGCUGCCCCGAUUUCAAUAGAAAAGCUGACAGCAGACCGAAGUAUGUCUAGUAGAGAUGAAAAAUAAGUUCAUAUGAAUUUAGGGAUUUAUUUAAUAAAAUGUGUAAAAUAAUAUAAAUAUAGUAAUAGGAAUCCAGAUACAGUAACAAAGUCAUGUCUGCUUUAUUAUACUGGAGGAUUUUUGUUAAUCUGAAAAAAUAGUGAAAUAUGUAACAUUUAGUCAUAUAAGAGACAAGCGUCAGUAUAUUUUGUGUACUUUUUAACCUUGCUGGCAGGGAAUAAAAAUAGCUGAUAUUCAAUAUGGAUUGAAUUCAAUCACUUAAGUCAUUGUUUUUGUAAAAGCAAAGGGAAUGAUGAUUUUCUGGUCUGGAUGAAAAAAUGCUGAGGAACCCCACCUCCGACUUUUUUAUAUAGUUUGUGAUUGCAGACGCUACCCCAAAAUUAGAGGAAAGUAUUUAAUUUUUUUUGAGGGGGGGGGGGAACCUCCUUUAUAAAAUAUAUACAAGUAGCCAAAAUAGAAAGAAAACUGUUGUUCAUUUGUGUGAAUGUUAUGUUUGCAUUUGGUUAGUUGAAUAACUCAGAAGAUCACACAUUUUUCCGAAAAUAUUUUAAAUAGUUUUACAGUUUCAGAAGAUUAACUGUAUUCAGAUUUUCAGCCUGCUCCUUGUGUUUAAACAGAAUCGAGUAGGUGCCAUUUCAUCCAUAGGAAUGUAAGUUACCCUUUGGGUGACUAGAUAGGCCUACAAAACCACUAAGUGGACACAUUACUUCAUUAAUUAUCAUGGGAAGAAUAAAAA
Notechis scutatus (mainland tiger snake) is the source of this 6486-nucleotide messenger RNA. Lineage: Eukaryota; Metazoa; Chordata; Lepidosauria; Squamata; Elapidae. The record is from RefSeq and is a predicted model, not a curated record.